GGUCGUCGGAGCAGGAUGGAGGAGCCGGAGCCGAAGUCGGCGCAGCGCGCGAGGAAGGAGCGGGCCGAGGCCGAGGGGAGCUCGCGACGGCCGCGAUGCGUGUGCGGGCCGAGCGCCGGCGCGCCGGCUGCGUUUCAUCUGGUCUGGUCGGAGCUGAGGUCCCGGGGGCAGCUCUGCGACGGCCAGCUGGUGAGCUGCGACCAGCGCGAGUUCCCCGUGCACCGAGUCGUCCUCUCGGCCGCCAGCCCCUACUUCCGCGCGCUCUUCACCAACGAGCUCAGUCCGAGCACGUCGCGCUCGAGGCUCGACGCCCCCGGCCACGCUCUCGGCCUCGUGCUCGACUACGUCUACACCGGCAGCUGCCGCGUCACGGCCGACAACGUGCAGCAGCUGCUGCCGCUCGCCGACCGCCUGGAGGUGCUCGGGGUCGUGCAGCUGUGCUGUCGGUUCCUGCUCGACCAGCUGAGGCCCGACAACUGCCUGGGUAUCUGCAAGUUCGCCAGGCACUACUUCUGCCGCGACCUCGAGGAGAGGGGCCGCAAGUACGUGCGCCGCCACUUCCGCGAGAUUCUGGAGGAGAGCGCCGAGUUGGUGGAGCUAGAGUGCGACGAGCUGGAGGCGAUCCUGCGCGACGACGAGCUGAACGCGCGCACGGAGGAGCUGGUGUUCGAGGCCGUGCGGGCGUGGACCGAGUGGCGCCCGAGCGAGCGCGCGGCGCAGCUGCCGCGGCUGCUCGGCUGUCCGCGCUACGGGCUGAUGAGCUCGCGCUUCUUCCGGGAGCGCGUGCACGGCUGGAGCGUCGAGCGCAACCCAGGCUGCAGGGACGUGCUGGCGCCGGUCUCGGCGUACCUCAAGGCCCGCCACUGGAAGAGCGGCUCGGUCGACCGGAUGACGCGGCCGCGCGUGCCGCACGAGAUCCUCUUCGCCGUGGGCGGCUGGACUUCGGGCUCGCCCGUCAACUUCGUCGAGACCUACGACGGCAGGGCCAAUCGCUGGUUCCUGUGCUCCCACGUGGACGCCCGGCCCAGGGCGUACCACGGGAUGUGCGCCUUGAACGGUCUGAUCUACGUCGUCGGCGGCUACGAGGCGAGGAAGGAGCGAGCCAUCGUGCGCUGCUUCGACCCCUCGACGAAGCAGUGGACGGAGAAGGCUUGCAUGUACCAAGCCAGGUGUUACGUGAGCGUCUGCGCCACGGGUGGCAAAAUCUACGCGCUGGGAGGCAAGGGCGGACUGACGCGGCUGUCGUCGUGCGAGCGCUACGAGCCGGCGGCUAACCAGUGGGAGAUGAUUGCACCGAUGAACUGGCCGCGAUCGGACGCCAGCUGCGCGACGCUCGACGGCAAGGUCUACGUGGCCGGCGGCUACGACGGUCUGUUCAUCUUGAGGUCGGCCGAGGUCUACGACCCCGCGACCGACCAGUGGACCUACCUGGCGCCGAUGCGCGUGCCCAGAGCCGGCGUGUCGCUGGUGGCCUUCAGAGGAUGCCUCUACGUCGUCGGAGGCUUCGACGGCCGGCUACGCUUGAGCUCAGGUGAGAACUACGAGCCGGGGCAGCCCGACGCCUGGCAGCCGGUGCCGGACAUGUACGUGCCUCGCAGCAACUUCGCCAGCGUCGUUCUCGACGAGCUGAUUUUCGUCAUCGGCGGAUACGAUGGUUGGCUGCCGAUCUCGUGCGUCGAGUGCUACGACGCCGAGAGCAACCAGUGGUACGUGGCCUCGUCGAUGAACGUCUGCCGAAGCGCCCUCGGCGUCUGCGUGAUCGCCGGCCUGGACAACGCGCGAGACUACAGUUAUCACAAGCAGACCCCGGCGCCGAGACUCGUCAAGCAGUACAGGCAGAAGCCCCGGAGAGUCAGCGCGACGGCGGUCAUCGCCAGAUGACCGCUGCCGAGCCGCCGCUUGUUGAGACUUUCACGAGAGAUGGAUCCGAGACGACCGAGACUCACGGCGCCACCAGUUGUUUUACAUUUUAACCAUUGAUUUUUGAUUUUUGUCGUUGGCUUCGCCUCUCGAAUCCGCGCUGUCGGCUAUUUUAACCCCGCCUUCUCUUUCUAGCUUGCCUUUUCGCGCGAUUAUUUAUUUUUUCGACCUGGCUUUUUCUGUCGAGAGAGAUCGAUAGAACCGAACACUCGUGACAAUCGAUCGUCUCGGCUCGAUGUCACUUGCCAUUGCUGUACAAUAAUUUUCAUUCGACAGUUUGUAUUUCACGAUUUUUAAGCCCUAACGAAUUCUUUUUGACAAUGCCGGCAGAUCGAUUGCCUUAAACUCGUUAGAUUUAGAUAUACUUUACUUCAAAACACAAAUUCUUUCUCUAAACGCGGUGUCCUCAUACAUAUAUUUACAAUAAAUGCAAUACUACGAAUUGACUAUUUGUCAGCAUUUCCGACAUUUAUUAUUUAUUAAGUAAGCUUGAGCAUUCGGUAAGCUCGGCACUUUUUCUACUGGACGGAAAACGAUAAGACCGAAAAUGUAUACACGGCAAAACCUUAAAAUCCUAUGUGCUUAAAUUUAAACGUUUUAAGCGUGUAAUUGUGACGUCACCCAUAAGAAAUACA
This is a messenger RNA of Phymastichus coffea, 2555 nucleotides long. RefSeq names its product kelch-like protein 10. The record is from RefSeq and is a predicted model, not a curated record. The transcript has 9 exons. Lineage: Eukaryota; Metazoa; Arthropoda; Insecta; Hymenoptera; Eulophidae. Bases 16 to 1881 code for a protein of 621 amino acids. Gene Ontology annotation, molecular function: protein binding.